AUGGUUUUCAUGCGGUCAACAAGAUCCUUUUUUUACAGAAACACGUGGAAAAGUUACUUCGUAAAAAUUGAAGUAGCGGCUACGGUUUAAGAGAACUUAUUUAAGAGAAAGUACGGAUUUAAGAGAGAGGAAUUGGCUUGUACCAAUCAAAAUCGAUUUAAUUAAGAGAAAUUUCCUAUUGCAGCUGGGAUUUUUCUCUUAAAUCGAACAAUAUGGAAACCACGUGGACACACACAUCACACACCCACACAGCUGCAGACACCAUGCCCUGCGCGUCGGGCAGUCGCUGCACGGCUGUCCCCGAUCACACGCCAGGCCCGCCGGCGUUCACAAAUCACCGGAGUCUGCGGGCAGUACCUCCAUGGCACCUGUGGUGUGGUGGACCCUCAGGGCACCUCCGAGAUGCAUCGCAUCUGCCACAACUGCCUGUCCUCCCGUGAGCGCAUGACUUCAGGCGGUAGGAACAUGGCUGUCUGUAGAGGACAACGUGGAGGUAGCCGAAGCGAUCGUAACAGAGAUGGUAGAGGACCUCUGUGAUGAGAAUUCGGUGGACAUGGAUCGUUCCUCUGACGACGAGGACGACGACCUGGUUGAGCUACGCCAAUCGGGACAGUCGGCGGCGGCAGCGGCCCCGGCUCCGCCGCCGUACGCGAAUGUAGCAACCCAUUUUGGUGAACUCGAGGAUACUGCCGAGAAGUGCCGCAUGUCCCGAGUGUCUUUUUUUCACCUCCGCAAGGCUAAGCUAGCGUGGAUGAGUGCCUACGGUUCGAGGGAAACCAAGCAGACGUGCAUGAGCGACUUCCUUUGACGGUUGCAGCGCAGAUCGUGUUCAGGCUGACAGGUCGCCAGGGUAGCGUUGGUUUCUUGGGUUUGUGUUAUUUGUACGGCGAGUGAGUGAUGUUUUGAUAUUAUUGUGAAGCUCUUUUUUUUUCGUUGACUUGUGUCUUUGUCGGGGGUUUAAUAAAUCGAUGGGAUGAGAGGUAUGAGGGUGUUAUGUUGAGGGUACGGUGGGAGGAAGGGGUGCAUUGUGUAAACGGGUGCGUCGUUCUUGAGUGCUGGUGCAUUCGUUGCCUCGUGUUGUCCUUCUAGAAGAGGUGCGACUAUGAAACACAGCUAUAAAACAACUCAACCAAAAACCUUUUACGUGUCCACGUGCAAAAUGUGCAUCGCAUCACACAAAGAUGAUUUAUUUUCCGAACGCAGAUCCACCAAAAAAAGCGUACACCACGUACAGCAGUACUUGGGUCCACGUGCUUGCCAACCAAGAGAAUGAGCGGUGUUUGGAGG
Molecule: messenger RNA, 1287 nt
Organism: Ectocarpus sp. CCAP 1310/34
Lineage: Eukaryota; Phaeophyceae; Ectocarpales; Ectocarpaceae
Source: the annotation of a GenBank genome assembly